Messenger RNA from Rubroshorea leprosula, 4090 nucleotides. The record is from the annotation of a GenBank genome assembly. NCBI's taxonomy places the organism in Eukaryota, Viridiplantae, Streptophyta, Magnoliopsida, Malvales, Dipterocarpaceae.
CUCCUCAUCUGUGCUCAGUUCUCUCACAGACACCAUCUCUGUUUGUCUCUCAGGAUUCUCUUGCGUUUGCUAUCUUUCUGUGUGGCUAAGCAUUUUAGGAUCAGAUCUGAGUUUAAUUGUGCUAGCCAUUUUUCUCUGAUUCUCAAAGCAUAAUGGCUGAACUCGCCCUCAACUUCGUCAGCCCAAUCAUAAAGUUUGCAGUCUCUAAAGCAAUUUCAUUUGCUGCUGCACAAAUCAGCACGGCAUGGGGUCUGGAGAAGGAGCUGGGGGAGCUUGCUCAAACACUGACUAUGAUCCAAGGAUUGCUUCAAGAUGCUGAAGAGAGGCAAGAAAGCGAUCCAGCCAUAAGGAGUUGGUUACAGAACCUCACAGAUGCAGCUUAUGAUGCGGUGGAUGUACUGGAUGAGUACGAGUAUGAGGUUCUUAAGCACAAAGUUCAGACUCAAGGCCGAAAAAUGAAACAGGUGCGCACCUUCUUUGGUGUUUUCAAUAGCGCUGCCUCUCGUCUUAGCAUGGCUGAUAAGAUUAGGAGGAUUAAUAAGACUCUGGAUAACAUCUACAACAAAGGGGUUUUGUAUCUGUCAAUCAGAUUGAGUGGCCAAUGUCAUUCCACUGCUGGUGCAAGGCAAUAUCCUAAGACAGAUCCCAACCCUGAUCGUUUCAAAUUUGUAGGAAGGCAUAAUGAUGUCUUAGAAAUUGUCAACAAGCUGGAUAACAUAAGGAGUCAACAUAUCCUCUCUGGCAUUUCAAUAGUAGGCUUUGGGGGCAUAGGCAAGACAACAUUAGCGAAGUCAAUAUGCAAAAUGGUAAAAGAACAAAAGUUGUAUGACCUGGUGGCUUGGGUCUGUGUGUCUGAGGAAUUUGAUGAAAAAAUAAUAUUAGGAGAUAUGUUAGAAUACCUUGGUAGCUCUGUUGGUCGAAUGAAUAAUAUAGGUGCACUUAUUCAGGAACUUGGGCAGAAGUUAGAAAAUAGAAAAUUUCUUCUAGUUCUUGAUGACAUGUGGAAUGAAGAUAGAGGCAAGUGGGAUAGUUUCAAUUCUCGUUUGUUAAAAAUUUUAAAAACCAGUGGAAACUCCAUUCUUGUGACUACUCGUAGUGAUAAGGUAGCAUCCAUAAUGGAGGCACUUCCAAUGCAAAAACAUGAUAUGGGGUUUGUUCACAAAUCUAAUGAAAGCCUUGUGGAAAUGGAGGAUAUUGGUAAUGAGUAUUUCCAGGAGUUGUUAUCUAAUUCUUUAUUCCAAAAUAUUGGAUGGGAUUUGUAUGGGAAUAUUGAAUCUUGCAAAAUGCAUGAUCUAGUGCAUGAUCUUUCAUUGCUUGUUUCAAAAGGUAAGACCUUGGUUUGGGACACUAGUUGCAAUUUUGAUGUUCAGAAUUGUAGUACUAUUCGACAUUUGAGAGUCAAGUCCAAGGUAACUGGUCUUCUAACCAUUCCAAGAAGUGUUGCUCAAAGGCUGCAUUCUUUGUUUUCAAAUGUUGAUGUUUUUUGUAGCAUGGCAUCAGAUCUCAAAAGCUUGCGAUCCUUGAAAUUAGAGGGAGGUCGGAAACAGUUGCCAGCUUCUCUUGGCAAAUUGAAACAUUUGAGGUACUUUGACAUCUCAGAAGCUUCUGUCAGUACAGUACCAAAAUCCUUCUCCAAGCUCUAUAAUUUGCAGACUUCAAAAUUUGUUGAUUGCUAUUAUCUUGAAAAGCUUCCCAGUGGCAUGGCAGAUCUCAUCAGCUUGAGGCAUAUCUAUUCUAGUGAUCCACAUGAUAUAUCUACCAUGCAGUUAACGUCCCUUCGAACAUUGUCACACUUUGUUGUGGGCACAAAAAAGGGAUGCCAGAUUGAAGACCUUGGAUGCUUAAGCCAACUUGGAGGAAAACUAGAGAUUUGGAAGCUUGAACAUGUAAGAUCCAAAUUGGAAGCUUCUAAAGCAAAUCUGAGAGAAAGGACAAAAUUGCAUCAAUUGAAAUUAUGCUGGAGUAGUGGGAAUGAAAGAGCAGUCGACAACAACAACGAUGAAGAGGUUCUAGAAAGCCUUCAACCUCAUUCAAAUUUGAAAAGCCUCACUAUUAAUGGUUACAAAGGAAAGAUGUUCCCAUCUUGGAUGGGGAAUGAUGUCAAUAAUUCUGGUUCAUCAUUCCUUCUUGACAACAUGGUGGAGUUGAACUUAAGUGAUUGCAAUGAGUGCACGUGUAUUUCGAGUUUGGGACUAUUGCCUUCUCUCAAAGUUCUUCGCAUUGAAAGAAUGCAUAAUGUUAGAAGAAUGGGUCACACGCUUCAGCCUGGCGGAGCAGAAUCAAUCAGAUUGUUCCCAGCUUUGAAAACACUCACUGUAGAUGACAUGGAAAGGCUAGAAGAAUGGGUUGAAGUUGUUGAGGAUGCAGCUGUAGGGAACCAAGGUGUGAUCGUGUUUCCUUGCCUUGAGGAUGUGGGGAUUUCUGAUUGUCCUUUGUUGGAGACUUGGUCGAUGGGCGGAUUUUCAUCUCAUCAUAAGCUCUCUAGGCUGAGGAUAAGGUGGUGUCAGAAACUGAUGGCUAUCCCUAGUUUAGAUGGGCUCUCAACUCUUACAAGGUUAGAGCUCGAGGACAAUAAUGGAUUAACAAGUCUACCAAUUGGGCUUGGAUCCUGCAUCUCUCUUCAGUUCUUGCGAAUUGAAAGUUGCCAUAAUCUGAACUCCAUUCCAAGCAUGAAUGGGCUCACAUCUCUUGAAGGCCUCUAUCUUUCUCAUCAGGAUGGAUUAACGUGUCUUCCAAUUGGGCUGGACUCAUGCAUUUCAUUUCAGAAGUUGAUAAUUGAAUUUUGCCCUAAUUUAAUUUCCAUUUCUGACGAUAUCAAGAAAUUGCGUUCUCUCAGUAUUCUUAGAAUAACACAUUGCGAAAAUCUAAGGGGCUUUCCAGAGGAGUGGCUAGAUAGCCUGACCCGCUUGAAGAUGUUAUGGCUUGGUCCUUUUUGGUCGGAGUUGGAGGAGUUCCCAGGAUUGACCUCCAUUCAUCAAUUCCACCCCUCGCUUGAAGUAUUGAUGUUGUUCGGAUGGAAAAAACUAAAGUCUCUGCCACAUCAGCUUCGACAUCUCAUUGGCCUCAAGGACUUAAUGUUUGGAGACUUCAAUGGCCUGGAAGCUUUGCCAGAGUGGUUGAGAGACUUCUCUUCUCUUCAUCAGCUGCAGAUUUGGGAUUGCUCUAAUUUGACUAAUCUGCCUUCUAUUGAAGCCAUGCGAGGCCUCUCCAACUUACAACGUCUUCACAUUUCGCACUGUCCAAAAUUGAAGAAAAGAUGCGCCAAAAAGAGGGGCCCCGAAUGGUCCAAGAUCUCCCACAUUCCCAAUAUCGAAAUCUAUGACCACCUGCAAUACACAUCGUCCAAUGAUUUCGGUAGCUUGAUCUAAAUAUUUAUGCGCAUCUGCUCAGGCCUCAGGGUUCCUCUAAAGCUAAUUAGCCAACUGUAAAUCUCUAAAGGAGUAGAAGACUAGCAAGACUAAAUAUCAAAAGCUUUCAUUUUUGAGGAGGAGAUGGGGAAUGCAAUGAAAACAGAAUGAUUGGAGCUGGAAUUCAGUAUAUUUCAGUGUUCAUCAAAGCUAGUAAGUCCUUGUCCUCCAAAUUCUCUGUUUUCUUUACACUGAUUACAUUUUCUUCAGGUUGCUUUGUUCUAACUUAUUUUGUUUCAUUCUUGUUUCUGACAUAUUUCAUCAUACUGCUCGUUCCACUACCAGGAAAACGUUUACAAGAAUGGAUGUAGCAGUUCGUUUGUUUCGUUUUGAUUCAUGUCUUGAAGCAGACGGGAACAAGAUUAUAUGCUUCGCUCUCUAAAAUGCAAGGAGCAGUUAGAGAUAGAGAAUGUGAACAAGAAAAAAAGACGUUCAUCAAAAGAAAAGUGCCUCUGUUCUUUGCCUUGGAAAGCUAUGGCAGAAAUCCGCUAAGGCUCAUAAAGUGUCUUCAAGUGGACGCUGUAAUAUGUUUCAUUGUCUGAACCUGUGCCUGUUUCAUUCUCAUUUGUUCUCCAUUUUCUUGUUGUAUUACUUGUUUUCUCUUUCCUCUUGCUGUUAUUGUGAUUGUUUGAAGAGGAUUUUGUAACAACACUCUCUUGAUAUAGUAAAGCUAUUUUUCAUGG